This is a messenger RNA of Protomyces lactucae-debilis, 927 nucleotides long. RefSeq names its product glutathione S-transferase. Gene Ontology annotation, cellular component: cytoplasm. Lineage: Eukaryota; Fungi; Ascomycota; Taphrinomycetes; Taphrinales; Protomycetaceae. The record is from RefSeq and is a predicted model, not a curated record. The transcript has 2 exons. The coding region runs from base 1 to 927 and encodes 308 amino acids.
AUGGCAGAACCUAUUUUAUACAGCUAUGACUUCAGUCCGUAUGCCUUCAAGGUUCGUUCGGUUCUCUCGCUCUUGAACAUCAAGUACAAAGUUGUCCAGGUGGAUAUGGUCAUGCCACGACCAGAACUGGAAGCCAUCGGGGUCAACUAUAGACGCAUUCCAAUUUUGGCAGUGGGCAAGAACAUCUACUGUGAUUCGCAAAGCAUCAUUGAGUAUCUGCUAUCUCGGGAGGACGCCAGGUCUAUUGUGCCAGCAGGCAGUGAAACGAGUCAAUUGGGUCUCAAAGUCCUUGGUGACUUGAUCUUCCGUACCACACUAUCAACAAUGGAUCCGUCUGGAUCGCCACCUGCGUUCAUCAAAGACCGAGCAUCAGUUUUCCCGAUUCUUGCAUCUGGAACGCUUGAGAAGGAUCCUUCAAUUAGGGAACAUGCCAUUGCUGAAGUCCAGAGUCUAUUCACCGCGAUACAAGAUACUUUUUGCAGUAAUGGCAAGAAAUGGGCAUUAGGAGGCGAUGCACCGUCACUUGCAGAUGCGCAUGUCGCUUGGGCUGUUCGCUUCGUGAUCAAGGGCAUCAAAUUGGACCAAAAGGAGAAGGUACUCAGCAAGGAAGCACUACCAAGACUACACGAUUGGCUAGAGCGAUUUGAGCAGGCACUGGAUCUGAACACCCCCACCUUGACUGGGGAUGAAGCCAAAAAGGUUGUAUUCGAUGCAGCAUCUCCUACGACUCAAGGCCUAGGUGUUCAAAAUGGCCUAGGUGGCUUCCAAAAGAAUCAAAAAGUAUCUGUGUCACAAAGCGACGCCGACCCAACACACCCUGUCGACGGCCAACUCCUCGCACUAGACGCCAAGGAGUUAGUUGUUGCGCUGGACAAUGGACUGCAUAUUCACUUCCCGCGUCUCGGUAGCAAGCUGAGUAAAUUGUAG